UCGAGGGAGGGAGAGGGGGUGGUGUCCCCGGCCGGUUUGUGGGGGUGCGUUGCCCGGAGACAGAAAGUUUGGGAGCCCGUGCGGUCUCUGCGGCGGCCCCGAGAAGGGGACCCAGGGGACGGCGGCCCUGGGGAUGGGGAAGGAGCAGGAACUGCUGGAGGCGGCCCGCACCGGGCACCUCCCGGCCGUGGAGAAGCUGCUGUCCGGGAAGCGGCUCUCCUCAGGCUUCGGGGGCGGCGGCGUCAGCAGCGGUGGCGGCUCCGGUGGCGGCGGCGGCGGCGGCGGCGGCGGCGGCGGCGGCGGCGGCAGCGGCCUUGGCUCCUCCAGCCAUCCCCUCUCCAGUCUGCUCAGCAUCUGGAGAGGGCCAAAUGUGAACUGUGUUGACAGCACUGGGUACACACCUCUGCAUCAUGCUGCUCUGAAUGGUCAUAAGGAUGUGGUUGAGGUUCUUCUGAGGAACGAUGCGCUGACCAACGUGGCUGAUUCUAAAGGCUGUUACCCUCUGCAUUUGGCAGCCUGGAAAGGAGAUGCUCAGAUAGUGCGGUUGCUCAUCCAUCAAGGGCCCUCACACACCAGAGUCAAUGAACAGAAUGCUCUUGAGAUCAAAGAACUCAAAAAGUACGGCCCCUUUGACCCUUAUAUCAAUGCCAAGAACAAUGACAACGAGACGGCCCUCCAUUGUGCAGCGCAGUAUGGUCACAUGGAGGUGGUGAAGGUCCUCUUAGAGGAGCUAACAGACCCCACUAUGCGCAACAACAAAUUUGAGACACCUCUGGACCUGGCUGCAUUGUAUGGGAGACUGGAGGUGGUGAAGAUGCUCCUAAAUGCACACCCCAACCUCUUGAGCUGCAACACUAAGAAGCACACCCCUCUGCACCUGGCAGCAAGGAAUGGCCACAAAGCUGUGGUCCAGGUGCUCCUGGACGCAGGCAUGGAUAGCAACUACCAGACGGAGAAGGGCAGUGCUUUGCAUGAGGCUGCUUUGUUUGGCAAGACUGAUGUGGUUCAAAUCCUGCUGGCUGCAGGAAUUGAUGUCAACAUCAAAGAUAACCGUGGACUGACUGCCCUAGACACUGUCCGGGAACUGCCUUCUCAAAAAAGCCAGCAGAUAGCAGCACUCAUUGAAGAUCACAUGACUGGAAAAAGAAGCGGAAAAGAGGUAGAUAAACCCCCCACACCCCAGCCACCACUCAUCUCCAAUAUGGACUCCAUAUCCCAGAAGUCUCAGGGUGAUGUGGAGAAAACAGUGACUGAACUGGUCAUCGAUUUUGACACAAAUGCUGAAGAGGAGGGUGUCUAUGAGACACUGUACAGUGCUGUCUCCUGCCAUUCGUUGGACAGCACUGCCAGUGGGCAAUCCUCGGACCGAGACUCUAUGAACAAGGAGGCCGAGGCAACAGGAGUGAAAGCUGCUGGAGUGAGGCCUAGGGAACGUCCCCCGCCUCCAGCAAAGCCACCACCUGAUGAAGAGGAGGAAGACCACAUAGAUACGAAGUAUAUUCCCUUGACAGCUUCUGAGGUCUUGUCCAUGAGACCCUGGAUCCAGGAGAGUGGAGCCGGGGAGGAGGGUGAGCAUCCUUAUGAGCUAUUGUUGACAGCAGAAACAAAGAGGCUGGUGUCAGUGGACAGAAAAACUAAAGACCACAGGAGGAGCAGCAGCAGCUGGAGCCAGGACUCUGCAGACAGGCAGGACGGGCAGGUCCCAGAGCAAUUCUCAGGUCUCCUCCACGGCUCCUCCCCAGUGUGUGAGGUGGGGCAGGACCCUUUCCAGCUGCUAUCCACCGCUGACCAGAGCCUUCCAGAAGGGUCCUCCACACAGGUUGCCUGCCACGAGGCCAGAAUGCAGCUGGAGGAGACAGGUGUACAUGCUCCUGGAGCCUCCCUGCCCAGUGUCCUGGACCAAAGUAAGGGAGUGGGCUACCCAGCAGGACUGCCGACCACCAACAGCCAAUCACACCCCGAAACUUUGACUCACACAGCAUCUCCACACCCUGGUGGUGCCGAGGAAGAAGGAGACCGGAGCGGGGCCAGAAGCCGAGCCCCUCCCACCAGCAAACCCAAAGCCGAACUCAAACUCAGCCGCAGCUUGUCCAAGUCUGACUCUGAUCUCCUGACUUGCUCACCCACGGAGGACGCUACAAUGGGGAGCCGGAGUGAGUCUUUAUCCAACUGCAGCAUCGGGAAGAAGAGGCUGGAGAAGUCUCCCUCCUUUGCCUCAGAGUGGGAUGAGAUUGAGAAAAUCAUGAGCUCUAUUGGAGAAGGGAUUGACUUUUCUCAGGAACAGCAGAAGACCUCAGGUUCACGGACGCUGGAGCAGAGCGUCGGGGAGUGGCUGGAGGCGGUGGGGCUGCAGCAGUAUGAGAGCAAGUUGCUUCUGAAUGGCUUUGACGAUGUCCACUUCCUGGGGUCUAAUGUGAUGGAAGAGCAAGACCUGCGGGAGAUUGGCAUCAGUGACUCCCAGCACCGGCGGAAGCUGCUGCAGGCUGCAAGGUCCCUACCCAAGGUGAAGGCUCUGGGCUGUGAUGGAAACAGUCCCCCAUCAGUGCCCUCCUGGCUGGAAUCUCUGGGGCUGCAGGACUACGUCCAUUCCUUUCUGUCGAGUGGCUACAGCUCUGUUGACACUGUGAAGAACCUCUGGGAACUGGAGCUUGUCAAUGUUCUAAAGGUUCACCUGCUCGGCCAUCGCAAGCGCAUCAUCGCCUCCCUCGCAGACAGACCCUACGAGGAGCCGCCUCAGAAGCCCCCACGGUUCUCCCAGCUGAGAUGCCAAGACUUACUCUCCCAGACAUCGUCCCCCCUGAGCCAGAACGAUUCCUGCGCUGGACGGUCCGCUGACCUGUUGCUACCUCCUGGGGACACGGGCAGGAGGCGGCAGGACAGUCUUCAUGACCCUGCAGCACUUUCUCGGGCGGAACGCUUCAGAAUCCAGGAAGAGCACCGCGAGGCCAAGCUGACCCUUCGGCCCCCAAGCCUGGCCGCCCCCUAUGCCCCUGUGCAGAGUUGGCAACACCAGCCAGAGAAGCUCAUCUUCGAGUCCUGUGGUUACGAAGCCAAUUACCUGGGCUCCAUGUUGAUCAAAGAUCUUCGAGGGACAGAAUCCACACAGGAUGCCUGUGCCAAGAUGCGGAAAUCCACUGAGCACAUGAAGAAGGUCCCCACCAUCAUCCUGUCCAUCACGUACAAAGGUGUCAAAUUCAUCGAUGCCUCGAGCAAGAAUGUCAUCGCGGAGCAUGAGAUCCGGAACAUUUCCUGUGCCGCCCAGGACCCAGAGGACCUCUGUACCUUUGCCUACAUCACCAAGGACCUGCAGACCAGCCACCACUAUUGCCAUGUCUUCAGCACGGUGGACGUGAAUCUGACCUACGAGAUUAUCCUGACUCUGGGGCAGGCAUUUGAGGUGGCCUAUCAGCUAGCUCUGCAGGCCCAGAAGUCCAGGCCCACCGGGGCCUCUGCAGCUGAGACGAUUGAAACAAAAUCUUCCAAACCCGUGCCUAAGCCUCGGGUGGGCAUGAGGAAGUCAGCGUUGGACCCACCCAACAUGGACUCAGAUGCCCAGUCCCAUGCCAGCGUCUCCUGGAUUGUGGACCCCAAACCAGACUCUAAGCGGAGCCUCAGCACCAACUGCUGACGCCAAGGCCCCGACCCCCUCGGGACCUGCUCUCCUGGGCAGCAGCUCUAGACACUGCAUAUUCCCAGCUUGUACCUACCACCACCGGACACUGUGAACUCCCCCCUGGGCUAGUGCAGCUUGGCGGGGUGGGGCGGGACUGCCUUUGCAGUGGGCACCAGGAAGUCUAAGGGGGCCCCGUUGCACCCAGGAAGCCUCAGCGGGCAGGCACUAUGAAUCCUGAAUCCUGAGGGGGGCGCAGUCCUUGAGCAGAGUCCAGACAGUACCAGUGACCACUCCCUCUGAGCGGGCCAGCUCUGUCCACCAUCCUCUCUUCUGCGCAGAGCCACAGCUGGGUGCCGCUGCCAAGUGCUAAUCGCUUUUCCCUACACUACCAACCACUGUGACCAUCUGGUGCCAGAAUCCCCCUGCAGUCUGUUCUCAGCUGGCCUGCAGCCCUGUCCCUUGCUCCUGUGCUCUAAGGUGCUGGCCUCCCCCUGUGAGACCCUGAACUUUCUGUGAGGGCCCAAAGCCCGUGCCAGGCCCCUGGAAUAGACCUGAUUCCAGAGCACAGGGCUCUGAGCACCUGAACACCCUUAGGCUGGCUUCCCUCAGCAGGCUUCUUGGUCCCAAUGGGUCUUCCACUCCAAGGACUGGGAUGGCAUGGAUGUGGUCGGCCCCUCACAUCUUCACCAGUGAGUCACAAGACUGGCUCUGGAGUCUAGCUCACUGAGGAGGAAGGCCUUUCUGUAGAACCCAGCAAGAGGGAGGCCUGUGCCCUGCACACAUGCAGCACCUUUUCCCCUCACAGAACAGAACUGCUCGAGGAAAGGGGCCUGGCCGAACAACGCCCCUUGUCGUCCAGGAGCUGACACUUCUCCACAGUAUGGGGGUCAGAUAGCCGUUACCCAGCCCCCCUGGUCUACCGCCCCCAGCCUCUUGACGCCUCUAAGAGGAGGCUGUGUAGUUCAUGUCCUCCAAGCAGUUCAGAAGCUGGGGUUGUGGAGUUGAGGCUUGGAAGAUGCCCACAUUCUCUGGUGUGGGCAAAUCCGCUUAGACAGCAGGAGACAGGAAAGCAGUGGUUCCAGUAGGAAGCUGGCCAGACACAGCCUCAUCCAGUGGGAAAGCCAGUAAGUUACAGCAGUUCGAGAGUUGAAGCCCAAGCGGCUAAAGCAGGGUGGGCCUCCUGUCUGCUGCCUGUCCUGUGCCUUCCCGGACAGAUGCACUGAGCCCGAGGUGGCAGCGGCCUGGGAGCACUAAGAGCAGGCCACAGGGCCCUUGGGGGACUGUGAGGGACCUUCUGUUCUACUCCCCCACUUGUCUUUCUGCUUCCUCCAUCUUGUGCAGGCCCCUUUGGUUAACCCUUUUCUUCCCCACCCCCCCCGUUGUGUUUGCUUCUGCCAAGCUGAGCCACUGAGGAACCAAACGUGCUGCGGAAACAGACGUGGGGAGCACAGGCUCCCGUCGCUGCCACCAGCGUCUCAUCCGCAGCUCUGAAGAUCCAGGCCCCACCUCUGCCUGUAGGAGCUCCUCUGGGCUGCCUGGCCUGGGCCUGCCGCCACCAGGGCUUACAGAGCAAGCCCUGCCCUGGCUGUGCUCCAGGCCUCUAGCUGAUGAAACUGAGCUCUAGAGGGUCAAGAAGUGACUUGUCCAGAACACAUUUUUAAUAGAAAAACGCAUUUUUAUAAAAUGAACUUUUAACACUUGGCUCAAACCUCUAGGUUAAACUGGCAAUCUUUAGACAAACGGCCAUAGGGUCAGAGCACAGGGAUCCUGAGACUGGCCAAAAGGCCAGUCUCUCCAGCCCUCUGUCCUGAGGAUGGGGUCCUGACAUGGGCUGGUAGGUCUGAAGAAAAGGCAGUGGCCUAUGAGAACUGAAAGCAUCCACACGAGGGACAGCACUGAGUAGGUUAUUAGUCAGUCUGCUUUUCAAACCCACACAUUAGCUGCUGUUCUCAUGAACUGCACAGCUUCUUGUCCCCAUCGAGAGGUGGACACAGCCCCUGCAGUCAGCACAGCUUGAGAGACACCUGGGAAAGGCAGAGGCCUCUGGUCCAUUUCUGGAUUCCAAAUGUGAAGGCCCAGGGGCCAAGGAGAUGAGCAAGCAGCCCCUGGUGCCAUGAAGUCUGAGCCGUGCUGGAGCUCUGGUCCGCUGCUCAGUCUCUGACCUGGUGGUAGUCAGAGCCCUGCCCUGGGCUGCCUGGCCCACAAGCUCUCUGGCGACCUCAGACUGCCUGAGUCAAGUCAGGAGAAAAAGCAGCUUUGUUUUGGGCAUUAAUGGGUAGGUCCACUAAGACUGCUACCUGCCAACUUGUGAUCUGUCUAAUCAGGGCUCACUUUGAUAGGACUCACUUUGAUACUCUGAAUUAUUGGUUUGACUUGUAUUUCCAGCUGCUGGGCUCCUUCCUGGCUCCAAGUGUACAGGAGGCUAAAUAAGGCAACAGUCAAUUUGAUUUUCCCACGACAUGGCCUUCAGGGCAGGCUGGCGUCCUAGUGCACCACUGUCACUUAAAUUGCUUCACUUUUUAACUGUGUUCUCCUUCUUGGAGUACAGUAGAAACAGAGGAGUUGAUUCCUGUGAGGCCGAGAGGCAGAGCCGGAGUAGGGAGCAGAAAGGAGCCUUUCCGCCAUGGGUAAUCCCACAGCCUGCAAGCUUGGCUGGCACAGGGCAGUCUGGUCCCAGCAGCAUUAUGCCAGGCUUCAGCGAUACUUAUGUUAUAUGUAGGGGGAGUGUUCUUGGGCACAUUCACAACCCCUGUGGUUGGCCAGAAAUUGAAAGCUGGAGGCUGGGCCCUGUGGGGCUCCUCUCUGCUGAGCUGUCCAGCUGGCAUCAUAGGCCCUAGGGGUCACUUCCCCUCUGGAGUAGGGGCAAGUUACUGUCCACUCAGCAGUACUAAACAAGGGCCUUGACACCUGAAAGUUUGACUUCACUUCCUGCUUCUAGGGCCAGUGAGGCUUCUAGUCAGCUCCCACCAUGCAGUAUUCAGCCCCCAAUUUCUCAGAAUUGACCAGGCACCCUGUGCAGUGCAGCGCCGGUGCUGUCCUCCUGAGGAAGACCAGCUCUUACCCAAGUAGGCCUCUCUUGGUAGAUGGUAGAUCCAAAAAGAAAACUGGGUAGACACUACGACGAGCUCCUCACGCUGUCAUUUUGUGUUUGUAUUAAUCAUAUAUAGGUGUUUCCUCCCCUUGAAGCUGCUAUGUCUUUAUUUAUUCAGGGUGUUUUCAUAUGGGAAAGCUUUGCCUGAUCUGCCCUGGCCCUGGGUUUUGUUUUGAGAUUGGCUUAUUUCUGAGUCGUCAAGAAAGGAAGGGACUGGGGCUUUCUUUCUCUUUUGCUCCUCUUCAGGGCAGGUACUCUCCCUUCCAUACAAAGGAAUAGUGUAACUUUAAGGACAGGCUUCAAGUGGAAAAGCCCCUGCUUCUGAGCGCAGGUCAGACAAUGUGGCAAAUCCUGUCACCGUGUUCCUGAACUGGGCAGGAGCCUGAUUAGGUGGGACUUGCAAUGAGGUCAGUACCUGCCACUGGCCAUGGGCUUUCUGCUUGCCAGCUUCUCUGAGCAGCAGGACUUCCUCAUGAUGGGCUCUGCCAUUGCCCCCUGCCCCUGGGCCUGUAGCAUCAGGUUCCAGAGGUGGGGUUCCUUGAGAAGCCUCUAGUGGAGCAGGCGGCUAGCACAGUUGGAGCUGUCAGGGUGUUAGAAAGCUGACUGACCUCGGUUUUCGAGAUGCCCAGGCCUGCAGAAUGUCAGGAGAUGCAGUUCACAAAAGUGUUGCUGCUAAUGGUGUGGCAGUGGGACUGAAUUGUAAUAAAAUGUUAUUUAAUCCUCGUCUCUGUAUUUUGAUACUUGAAUGAAUUCCCUCUUAUUUUACUGUACAUACAAUUGUUAAUCUGUCUGAUUUGGUCUGAAUUACAUCUUGUGGUACCAAGUAUAACCAAUGUGUGCAACACCAUAGACUGACCUCACUACAUGAGAGAGAGUGUAAAUAUUCUUGGGCUUCCAGCUUUGGUUUUGUUACUUUCAUAACUGUGCAACUUAGAACACACUGAAUUAAUAAAUGACAAGCAACAUGAAACCA
Molecule: messenger RNA, 7677 nt
Organism: Manis javanica (Malayan pangolin)
Lineage: Eukaryota; Metazoa; Chordata; Mammalia; Pholidota; Manidae
Gene: ANKS1A
Product: ankyrin repeat and sterile alpha motif domain containing 1A
Biological process (GO): ephrin receptor signaling pathway
Cellular component (GO): cytosol
Molecular function (GO): ephrin receptor binding
Source: RefSeq, a predicted model, not a curated record